Molecule: messenger RNA, 2225 nt
Organism: Octopus sinensis (East Asian common octopus)
Lineage: Eukaryota; Metazoa; Mollusca; Cephalopoda; Octopoda; Octopodidae
Product: serotransferrin-1-like
Biological process (GO): iron ion transport
Cellular component (GO): plasma membrane; early endosome; extracellular region
Source: RefSeq, a predicted model, not a curated record
UCCAACGCACUUCAUAUAAAAACAGCAAUCAGAUUCAGCAAUCUUCAGUCUGUUGCUGUUAGUGUUGGCAGCUUAAAAUAUCACGAUGAUCUGGUCGACGGUUUCCUUCAGGUUUGCCCUGAUUUUAUCAAUUUUGUCAUGGGCCUCUGCUGUUGAAUUUUCAAUGUGUGAAAUUGGAAAAGGUAAUGAAUGUGAUAACUUAAAAAAAGAUCUUAGCGGUCACACCUUGAAAUGUGUAAAGGCAGCAAAUAUCUACCGUUGUAUGCAAAUGGUAAAGAAUGGUGAAGUUGAUGUGGUAGGUGUUUCUGAUACUGAUCUCUACCCAGCUGGCAAGUUUCUGAAUCUCAAACCAUUCCUUCGAGAAGUUUUAGACAAUGACCAAACCUAUCGUUAUAAGGCUGUGUUUCUCAUAAAGGACGGUAGUAGCAUUACAAACCUCGACUCCCUGAAGGAUAAAAAAUCUUGCCAUACUGGUGCUGGAAAAACCACUGGCUGGACUGUACCUGUCUCCAACUUACAAAAACUGCAGAAAAUAAAAAUAAAAACAUGCUAUGAUACAGUUGCUAAUGUUGCUGACUUCUUCGCUGAGUCCUGUGCCCCUGGGGCAAUGUCACCAAAAUUCAAUCCUUUCACUACCAACCGCCCUGCUGUUUGCGGACUUUGUACAGACUGUUCAAUGAAUAGCUCGUUUGCUGGAUAUAAAGGUGCUUUAAAAUGCCUUCUGGAUGACAAAGGAGGGGAUAUUGCAUUUGUUAGCCACAGGGAACUGGGAGGCAGGUCAUUAUCUCUGCUCUGUCCUGAUGGGAGUGUGAAAAAUCAAUCUGAAUAUGAAAGCUGCAAUUGGGCAACUAGACCAUCAGAUGUCUUUGUUACCUCUCCUGAAAUGGAAAAUGGUAAAUUGACAGAGAUUACUAAAGCACUUAAAGAUAAUGCAGACAAAAUUAAGAAACACCUUCAUACUUUCAAGGAUAGCAAGAAUUUCAAAGAAACAAGUGAAAAUUACAAAACAAUAAUGGGUGAUGGAUUUUUCAAUACAUUUGAGUAUUAUCACACUUGUAAAGAUGAUCUAAGAUGGUGCACUGUGAAUGAUGCAGAAAUGAAGAAAUGUUCAGAUUUGAAAUUGGCUUUUGCUGCAAAACGUGCAACCAAUAAACUGAAAUGUGUGAAGGGUACAGAUGCUCAUGACUGUAUUAGAAAAGUAACAUACAAAAAUGCGGAUUUUGUUGUUUUAGACGGUGGAAUUAUUGUAGAUGCCAAAAAUGAUGAUGAAUGUAAAAUUACACCUGGAAUAUCUGAAACUCAUAUAACAGAAAAGAAUGCUCAGGAAGCCUCCUACUAUGCCGUGGCUGUGGUAAAGAAAGACUCCAAAUUGAAGUUUCCUAAUUUGAAAGGUGCCAAAUCAUGUCACACUGGUUAUGGUAAAACAUCAGGAUGGAAGGUGCCGGUUGGUUUGUUAAUUGAAAAGAAUGAGAUUAAAAAUGAUAAUAUUGUUAAAAAUGUUGGAGCAUAUUUCUCUAAAAGUUGCGUUCCUGGAGCUUUAGACGCAAAAAAUAAUCCAAAUCAUGGUAACCCUGCAUCUUUGUGUGCGCUUUGCCCAGAUAAUGGCAAGGAAUGUUCUGCAAGCAAGAAGAACAAAUACUAUGGCUAUACAGGUGCUUUCCGAUGUCUAGCUGAGGAUACUGGUGAGGUGGCAUUUGUGAAACACACCACAGUUUUGGAAAGCACUGAUGGUAAAGGAAAAGAAGAGUGGGAAAAAGAUCUAAAAUCAGAAGAUUACGAACUUUUAUGUAGCGACGGCUCACGUGAGUCAGUUCAAAACUGGCUCACAUGUCAUCUUGCCAAAGUUCCUGCACAUGCAAUGGUUUUCAAUGACGACCAAGUGGCAAAGCGUAUGUACAGUGUAUUCAGUUACUUGGAUUUGGGAUCCAGUGAAACCAAGGAUCUUUUAUUCUCAUCCAGUGGUGGUAAAAAUCUUCUUUUCAAGGAGAGUGCAAUUGGGCUUUCAUAUAUUUCUGAGCCACAGAAAUUCAUACCUCAUACAUACCAAGACAUUCUUGAGAAUUUCAGUUCGAAUGAAAAAAUAUGUUCUGCUGCUUCUUCCACUCUCUAUAAUACAUACACUUUGUUACUCCUCGCCUUCAUAGUUUUCUUAAAGCAAAUUUUUUAAUCCUUUCCCCCACUGUCAGUGUGUUGCAUGUGUGUGUAUAUAUAUAUAUUAUAAAAAU